Messenger RNA from Clunio marinus, 2066 nucleotides. The record is from the annotation of a GenBank genome assembly. NCBI's taxonomy places the organism in Eukaryota, Metazoa, Arthropoda, Insecta, Diptera, Chironomidae.
AAAACUACAAAUAAAAUAAUGUUUCUGUAAUUGAAUGAUCUAAUUUUUGAUAUUAAAUAACACUUAAACUAAAACUGGAGAAUUUUAAAGUGAGUUAUGAAGAGAUAAAUAUUCAAGUGAAAAAAUAAGAAACAAAAAACAAGAAAAAUCAUGGAGACCUUUUUGCAAAGUAAGGAAAUUAAAAUUCCCAAACCAUUAGUAAAAUCAAAUAAAAUGUCACCUUCGAAAAUUGAAUUCAAAAGUUCGUUCGCUCGAUCACUUUCUUAUAAUUGUAAUUACCAUGAAAACCACAAUGAAGAAUCGAAAUCGUUAGAUUUUGAAAUCAAUCUUAGUCAGUGCCCUGAUCAGUGCAAUGGAACAGAAAGCGAUAAUGCAUGUUGUGAUGAAAAUGGUCAAAAAUUAACCAGCUCAGAUGAAAAUUUAGGUAUCGGCAAUUUCAUCGAAAGUUUUAAUAAAUCCGAUGAAGAUAAAGAGAGGCAAUUGUGGUCUAAGCGACAGCAUCAACAGAUUUCAAGUGACAGUCACCAUAACUCUAGCGAUGCUGAAAUUUUUCGACUCAGAAAGGAAUGUCAGAAUCUCAUUGAGGAAAAUCGGAGACUCCAAUUAAAUGGAAAGCAUCCAAUGAAAAUAUCUUCAUUGCCUUUCAGCUCAGUGCAGCUUGAUUGUAGUAGCGGCGUUGAAAAUGUGGUGUUACAGACGAAAAUUGAAACUCUGCAAUGGCAGCUUAGGCAGGUGGAAAGUAGUCGACAAAUGUAUCGAGCGAUUAUGGAAGAAGUCGCACGAUACUUGGAGAAAUGCCAUCUGAACUUUGAACUCCUACAGCAACGUGAAAAAGCUAGAUUAAUGGAGAGAUCAAAAAGUAUAACACAUAUUGCUAAAACUAAGAUCACUGACACAUCAUUGGCGACUUGCGCAGUCAAAGAUGCACGAUCUCGAAGUAGCACUAAUUUAUUAAGUGUUAACACAUUGACACCGCAAAGGCCACAAAAAUCUGGAACACUUCUGAGUGAUUUAUCAUACAGUGCUUUCAAAGAUUUUACUUGGCGAAGAACACCAAAAAAUAAAACAGUUAAUUCGUCAGAACAUAAACCGGAAAAUGCUUUUAAAGAAAUUCAAGCUCAACAAUCAUCACCGAUUUUUGUGGGAAGCAAACAAUGGAAUAAAAAUGAGCGAGAAUUUGAUGCUGAAAAAUUGUCAAAAGAAGCUUUUCGACUUUCGAGGACCGUCCAAAAUUUUCUUAACACUCAUGAACCAAUUUUAACACAAACCGAAAGUGCAACUGAAACCAACAGUUUUGAACGAACGACAUCGGAUCAUCAACGAAAUGAUUUCUUAUUUGGUUUUGAUCGUGAAUCUCAUUCGUCACUUCGCAGCACUGAUGAGUAUUCGGUUCAUUCGUCUUCAAAUUCCUCAAAUUCAAAAGAGGAAGAAGAUCCAGCAAUACUUCCGAAUACAUCGAGUAAAAAAUUAAACAGUAUUCUAACAAAAUCCGCCACGAAAUCCAAAAGAUUUUCCACAUGCCAUCAAACUGAAGAUGAGAGCGGCUUUAGCAGCAUGAACUCUUUUCACGAAAUCGGCUUGCCAUUGCAUUCAACAAUGCUUUCCUUGAACACAUCUAUUUUAUCAACCUCUGCCAAUGAGUCAGCUUCAGACACUCUUACGUUUAAAAAGGAUGAAUUAAAGGAUGAUAUAGGUUUACCGAUGUCUCCAGCGACCAAACUACCAAACAACCACCGAAAAUACGACUCAGCUCCAAUCACUCAAAUUUCAAAGAUGAAAAUUCUCGAGAAUGAUGAAAAUUCAAUGAAAGUUUUAUGGGUCUAAUUUGUAACUUAAAAUUUGUGCUUAUGCUUAACCAAAGCUUAUGAUCCCGAAUAAGUUUAUUGUCACCGAAACAGAAAUUUCAUGUUAUUUAAUGUUGUUUGUACACUUAUAUAAUAAAUUUCUGCUAAAUUAUUUAACCAUUCUCUAACUUUUCAUUUGGUAGAAAAAAAUCUGUUUCGAUCAAAGUAAAACAUUGUUUAAUUUGAUAUUUUAAGAAAUAAAACACUUCACAAAUCAAAACA